AUGUUUUCCCACGCACUUUUGCGCCCACAAUUGGCCACAGUUGCCAUCGCCACCGGUGCAUUAGCCGGGACUGCAACAUCGGACGAAAUGCUACUGCUCGAUGAGGAUAUCCUCAUCACACAAGCGUACUACGGCAAUUCGCCGCUCUUUGCCUUUGAUUCAUCAUCGCUGGUGGAUUUUCAACAGCUACUGCAGAGUGACGCAUUCAAGCAGAAUAUGUCACUGACACUUAAUAUCUCAACGGAAAAUCUGACAGAUCUGUUGAAUACGGCGCAACUGAAUCAAACUUUAGAGCUACCACAGCAACAGCUUUCCAUGUCCGUAUUAAUAACGCUCACCAUUUUCUAUGCAAUCAUUUUUGUGGCGGGCGUGCUGGGCAACCUUAUCACAUGCAUCGUUAUAUCGCGAAAUAAGUUUAUGCAUACAGCGACAAAUUUCUAUUUAUUCAACUUGGCUGUUUCCGAUUUGAUGUUGCUGCUGUCAGGCGCACCGCAAGACGUUUACAGUUAUUGGUAUCCGAAUGCCUUUCCAUUUGGGGAUGUGAUAUGUAUAUUGGGAAGCGUUUUAGCGGAAACCGCCACAAAUGCAACGGUAUUGACAAUCACAGCAUUUACCGUUGAACGAUACAUAGCGAUAUGUCAUCCAUUUCGACAGCACACCAUGUCCAAGCUAUCGCGCGCCAUCAAGUUCAUCUUCGCCAUUUGGGUGACGGCGUUGCUGCUUGCCCUGCCGCAGGCAAUGCAAUUCUCGGUUGUGUCAGAGCAGGGCGGCACCUCGUGCACAAUUGGCAAUCAUUUUGUCGAGCAUGUUUUCGCCGUUUCGGGCUUUAUCUUCUUUGUCGGUCCCAUGACGGCAAUUUGUGUACUCUAUGUACUAAUUGGUAUAAAGUUGAAGCGUAGCCGAUUGCUGCAGGCGGUGCCACGGCGUAGUUUCGAUGUGCAUCGCGGGAUCAGCGCACAAAGUCGUGUGAUCAGAAUGCUGAUUGCCGUUGCUGUGGCGUUCUUUCUGUGCUGGGCACCCUUUCAUGCACAACGCUUGAUGGCUGUAUACGGCAGCAGUGCCAACAUUGAAUCGCAACUCUUUAAAGAUGUCUUCGAAGCUGUCGACCUUAUAUCCGGUGUGCUGUAUUACCUAUCGACGUGUAUUAAUCCGCUGCUAUACAACAUCAUGAGUCACAAAUUUCGUGAUGCUUUUAAGGUAACUCUGGCACGUCAAUUUGGAUUCCCCGGUCACUAUCAGAGUCAAAGCCACAACUAUAGCGCCCUCCUGCGACAGAAUGGUUCCAUGCGCCUCCACACAACGGUGAAUAACAAUGCUCUCGAUCACUACCACUCUUACCGAGUUAUGCAAUUGCAUUGUCGUGACCAAAGCCAUCAUCUUUCUCUGCAGGAUAGCAUCAGAACAACAACAACAACGACAACAAUUAACAGCAGCGGCGGCGGAGGCAGCGCUAUGGGUAGCAUUAUUUUGAGCGGAGUAGGCGGCAACAGCGCCAGUCGUCAAUCAUCGCAUCGCUCGCGUUACACCUCCGUUGGUUCACAAUCCCCACUCACAGCGACGCUGACGAGGCAUAACGAAAUCGCAACGAAUAAAGUGAACGGUUCGACAGCAGUAUCCACACCCAGGCAACAACACCAUCACAAGCUGCAAUCCCAACUAUCGCAGCGGUCCAACGGCGCCGACAGCAACUUACUGCUCGACAUGGAGUUGGGUGCGGGACAUGCCUAUUGUCACGGCCAUCCGCAGCCGGUGGCGAUUAAUUUCAGUAGAAAUAAUAACUUGCGCCGUUCCGUCAUUAGCAAUAAUGUGAUGCAAGCCGUGCGUAAUGCGCGACCUUUGUGUGAUGAUCGCGCAUCGAUUAACUCGCAAGAGUGGGAUAGCAGCGCCAGUCAAUAUGAACUUUGCGACAUAGUACAUUGCCUUGGCGAGCCCGAAUCCGAAUUGCCAAAGCCAAUAUCGCCAGCUAGUCUGACGAUGAGCCGCCUGCCAGCCACGCAGCCUAUGCAACCGGUACAGCCGGUAAAUUCCAUAGCGGAAUUAGACGUGCAUGCGCCGGCACGCGCGCGUCUCAAACUUUCACGAAUUAUCAGCCGACGUGACCAGGACACUUUGUUGGCCAAGUCCAUUCCGCGCGCUGAACUAAUGCGCAGCGCUGUUAAUGUGCCUAAUGUGCCUGGUUCACCGUUUACGACAUACGAAAGUGACAAGACGAAGCAUGCGAGACCCGCAAAUAACGGACGUACGCACAAAACAUUCGACACACUCACCGGCAUGUUCCACUGGCGAGCACGUAAAAAAGAGUUAAAUGGCCGACGUGUUGGUCGGGGUGGUGACGAUCUUGGUGGCGCUAUCAGUGGCGGUGGCAAGAAGCGCACGCGACGAGAUAGCACUUCUACGACACACGCCCACAGGAGUACACAUGGUACGCCCACAACUCGGGUAGCGCUUAUGCGUAGCAUAUCGGCCACAGCACCAGGCAUGCUCGAGUCUACACUCAACGCCGAUAUAUCGGGACAAAAGCUGUAAAAGGGACACGCACGCUGUGCAAUGCGUAGCAUCUUUUGCAACUUAACAAAGUACAUACAAAGUGAACUAAUAUUUCGUGUAUGACUUUUGUCAGGUCACACAGACCAGAUGACGCCAAAUUCAGGCCUUGCGUACUUACUCAUACAUACAUAUGAAGAAAUAUAUGUGCGCGUGUGCAAA
This is a messenger RNA of Rhagoletis zephyria (snowberry fruit fly), 2706 nucleotides long. RefSeq lists its product as uncharacterized. Gene Ontology annotation, cellular component: plasma membrane. Gene Ontology annotation, biological process: neuropeptide signaling pathway. Gene Ontology annotation, molecular function: neuromedin U receptor activity. Lineage: Eukaryota; Metazoa; Arthropoda; Insecta; Diptera; Tephritidae. The record is from RefSeq and is a predicted model, not a curated record.